AUGGCCAUGAGAACAAUGCCCACACCGUCAAAACAUGUCAAAUUCGUCGCCUCCGAUCCUUCACGUGGCGGCCUCCCCGUGAAGCGCAAGCAGGUCCAGCAUGCUUGUGCUUCAUGUCGCAAGAAGAAGAGGAGGUGUGUUCACGCCGAGGAUGCUGUGGAUGAAAGUACAGUCUCGCCGCCUGUGACGGGCUCAGAGGAACCGCAAGAUGAUUCAAACCCCCAGUCAGCAUCGAUUCCUCUCUCUACACCGAGAACAGCUCUCCCAGAUCACAGCGGAACGGCGCGUCCAUCUCCUCAAUCUCGUGAUCUCACUUUCCCCUCGCCUACAUUACGAGAAUCCACCAGCACGCCCAAAACGCAGUCCUCCUCCCGCUUCGUCGGCGAUCUCAACCCAGAGGGCAUGUUCAUGGAAGCAACAGGCUCAGCUUCAGUCCGCGAAACUUCUCAGAAAGGCGAUGUGGGGAUUUGGCUGUCGUCCAAUGGUGGUCCUGGUCAGGCAUCUCAGUUCAUCACCUCGCGACCUCCGCCUAUCAUGGAUCAAUUCCUGCUUCCCUUUGUAAAAGAGCAUUGUCUCUCAUGUCUUCCUCCAGAACAAGAUUUUCGCAAGUUGCGCCGCUUGUACCUCGACAAGAUCCAUCCUAUCCUCCCCGUCAUUCCUGAGCCAGCUCUGGACCUUCCUGCCGAUGAGCCUGUGACUAUCGUGCUUCGACAGCUAGUCUGUCUGGCCGCUUCCACCGAUCCCUCCAUGGCGCGAUAUCUCCGAUUGCAAAACCGCGGUGACGAGGUAUUAGAAUGUCAAGACUUUAUGCAAUCGCUAUCGUCCGCCGUGCGCGCCAUCCUCGAAACAAGUAUUAUCACAGAUCGCGUCCUUCACAUCAGAGCGCUCAUCAUUCUCGCCCUGUACACUCAACCCAGCAGCUCCGAAGAAGCAGAUCUCCCCGCGCAACUCGGCGGACGAGCAAUCCACCACAUCCAAACCCUCGGUCUUCACCUCCUUAGGUACGAUGCGCCGAAUUGCGAGGAACUGGAGACGUUGUUCUGUGCUGUCUGGGCGGUUGAUCGGAUAACUGCUGCUGCUUACGGAAGACCCUGCUUGAUGCAUGAGAGGGACAUUGGUGCUAAUCUUGACGGCUGUAUUAAGAAGCGCCCGCCUUGUUUUAGGCUCUUCUUGUCUGUGAUACAGUGGUUGGAUCAAGUCAUUGAACUGUAUCGCCCGGGACCUAGCGCUGAGGCAUCCGGUCUGGACAAGAUAGCCUACAUCGACCUCCCAGUCCUCGAAGCCAUGAUUGUCAACGCCGAUGCCCUCAAAGUCCCUGGCUCACUAAUCGCAACCAUCGAAACCUUCUACCACGCCGUCAUCAUCCUAUCAUGCCGCCUCCCGCGCCCCGGCACUCUCACAGCAGCAUCAACCCUCCCACCCCCCUCCGCCAACGCCCGUCGCUCCCUCGCCGCCGAGAGAAUCGCCUGCGCUGUUCUUCGCGACCACCUAAGCCCCAUGCCCUUCGUCCCCUACGCUGUGUGUCUGGCCCUGAGUGUCGAGUAUCGCAAGAUGAGACACAGCCGGCUGCCCAUGUUCCGGAGCCGGGCCAUGCACGCGUUUCGACGCAAUUGCGAGAUGCUGCGCAAGUUUGGUGAUUGUUUCUGGAGCGCUAAUGUCGUGGCUGGGCUGGGGGAACGGGUGUUGAAGGAGAUGGAACGUGCUGCUAACACUCUCACGAGAGAGGCGACACCGCCUCCGCAUGAGGGAACACCAAACUCCGUCCCCUCUUCGCUCUCCCAGUCCGUCUCUCGACCGCCUGAGUUUUGUGGCGCAGUAGCCAAUCCCACCAUGAUCAACUCUGUGCCUAGCGUGGAGCAACCCGUUGACUUUUCGCUCAUCGACGCCAUCUCCGGGGCGGAUGUCUUUGGCGCCAUCGAUCCCAGCUUCAAUCUGGGCGCCGUGGAGGACGCUCUCGAGGCGAAUCUCGACAUUGGUCUUCCCAUGAAUUGGGUAGAUUGGGGGCAAUACGCGACGUUGUCGUGA
Fusarium sp. VM40 is the source of this 2025-nucleotide messenger RNA. NCBI's taxonomy places the organism in Eukaryota, Fungi, Ascomycota, Sordariomycetes, Hypocreales, Nectriaceae. The record is from the annotation of a GenBank genome assembly.